Molecule: messenger RNA, 2013 nt
Organism: Dictyostelium purpureum
Lineage: Eukaryota; Evosea; Eumycetozoa; Dictyosteliales; Dictyosteliaceae
Exons: 3
Coding region: 1-2013 (670 amino acids)
Biological process (GO): vesicle-mediated transport
Cellular component (GO): cytosol; endocytic vesicle
Molecular function (GO): guanyl-nucleotide exchange factor activity; small GTPase binding
Source: RefSeq, a predicted model, not a curated record
AUGUGGUUUGGUUCAAGUUUAUUAAGUGGUAGUUUUAACAAUAAUAACAAUAACAAUAAUAACAAUUCAAAUGUAAAUAAUAGCGAUAAUACGAAUAAUAAUAAUAAUAUGAAUAAUAAUAAUAAUAAUAAUAAUACAGAAGGAUUAACAGAAACUCCAAAAAAAAACAUGACAAAAACAAAUAUAAAUGAUGAAUUUUUAAGUGGAAAUGGUAUUUCGAGCUCACAAUCAUGUGAUUCUUUAUCAAAUUUAGGAGAUCCGGAUUUUGAUGUUAAAUCAAACUCAUCAAAUUCAUCAUCACAUGUACAACGUAGUACUGGGAAUGGCAGCGGAGCCGGUGGGAGCGAACCAAUUUACGAAAAUAUUAGAAUAGGAAAUGGCUCAAUCUCAACAAUUAUUACAUUAGAAGAAAGUACAAAAGAAAGAAACAAUUUUUAUACAAAGUUAAAAAGCCCAAAAGCAAUGGAUAUCCGAAGAAGCUUAUUAAGUUUUGUUACUAAAUUUUCAGAAUAUGGGCCAGCCAAUUAUGAAGAGCAAGGUCAUAUUAUAAUCACAUAUUCAAGAGAAUUAGAGCAUAAAAUUUUAUUACAUCCAUUGUGGCAAGACCCAACCGAAGCAGAACUCGAGGGUAUCAGAGAUGGUAUUGAAAAGUAUAUUAUGAAUAAACUUUAUCAUUGCACUUUUUUUCCAGCUAGAUUAGGUAGAUUAGAGCCACAAGAAGGAAAUAUUGUAUCAGAAAGCUUAUUAGUACCAACAGAAGAUGAUUUAAAAUUAUACAAACAUAUUAUGAUUCAUCAAUUUUUAGAGCCACAACAUUUUGAUAUAGAAAAAUUUUUUACAGUAAACGAACAACGUCAAAAUUUAGCAAUUUCAGAACUCAAGAAAAUGAAUACAUAUAAAACACCAAGAGAUAAAAUGGUUUGCGUCUAUAAUUGUUGUAAAGUUAUAUUCAAACUAUUAAAGAAUACAAAUAACAAUCCAACUGGUGCAGACGAAUUUCUUCCAAUCCUCAUCUAUGUUGUUUUAAAGGCCAAUUUACCAAUGUUAAAAUCCAAUUUAAUUUAUGUUAGUACUUUUAGAGAUCAAUCAAGAAUGAUGACUGAAAUUGCAUGUUACUUUACACAUCUCGUUUCUGCCGUUACCUUUAUCGAAAAUAUUUCAACCCCUGCCGAUCUUUCAAUAGAAGAGUCCGAAUUUUAUAGACUACGUGAAAAAUAUGAAAUGGAAUUACCAUUAAAGCUAAACAGUGAUAUGUUAAAAAGAUUAAACUAUAAACUAAGUGAUCAACAAAAAUCAAUUUUAGCCAAUUCAGCAAUAAAUAAUACACAACCACAAUCACAGCCACAAUCAACACCAGUUAAAGAAAAUAAUAACACUAGCAAUAUUAGCAAAUCACCACCACACUCAAAUAGCAAGCCAUUACAACCAAACUCAAGAGGCCAUUCUAGACACUCUUCACUUAAUAAUAGUAAUAUUAGCAGUCAUAACACAUUUUUCAAUGAAAAUGAAGAUAUUCACAGUAGCUGUAACAGUCCAAAUGUGAUGGCCGAGCACUUUUCAAAUUUCAGUACAAAUCAAAGUCAUCAUUACGAAUUUUUAAAUUAUCAUUCAGAUGACAUUAAAAUUGGCCAAAUUCCAAAACUAUUGGAGGAUUAUAAAAAAUUGAUUAUUGAAAAUAAUAUUUUAAAAUCAAAACUAAACAAUGGUAAUAAUCCAGCCAAUAACAAUUUCCAUAUUUCUGAACCUUCUUCACUUUCAUCCUCACCAGCACUAUCUCGUAAUAACUCUACAACAUGGAAUAAUCAAAUUUCCCCCAACCUAUUAUCAAACAACAAAUCUAACAACAAUAGUUUAUCAUCAAAAACAAUUUUAGAAGAAGAACAGUCAUUACAACAAGAUAAAAAAGAAAAAGAAAAAGAAAAAGAAAAAGAAUCACAACCAAAUAUUAUUGAAAAAAAUCAAUUUGCUGAAUCACCAAAUACACCAUCAUCAUUAUCUUCAUUAUUAGAUUAA